AAUUGAAAUUUAAACGAUUGUUCCGUUUAAAACUAUUUCCAUGAUUUUCUUUGUUGUGAUUGUGAACUGAAAUUUUAACGUUUUCUACUGGAAAUUUACUUUUUACUUCUAUUUAAUUUGGACAAUUUAUAAAAUGUCGCAACAGCAAACAUCAAAUACUAUAACUCUUCGGGGUUCUGCUCAGAUUAUUUGUGAAUAUCUCAAGUAUGCAAUCAAUUCAGUGUUAUUUCAGAGAGGUCUGUAUCCUCCUGAGACUUUCAAAGCUGAGCAGCAGUAUGGUAUUACCCUUUUAUUGUCAGAAGAUCCUGAAAUAAAGAAGUUUUUGAUGAAUCUCCUCUCGCAAAGUGAAGAAUGGAUAGUCAGCAAAAAAGUUCGAAAGCUCUCCUUAGUCAUAAUAAAUGUUGCCAACAAGGAAGUCCUCGAAUGCUGGGACUUCAAUGUUCAAUACGAAGAUGGCGACCCUGUAUUAUCCAAAGAAAAAAAUGAAAGUAUUGGUACAAAAGAAUUGAAAAAAAUCCAACAAGAAAUUAGGGAUGUUAUGCUGCAAGUUGCUGCAACCAUUUCAUACUUACCGUUCUUAGACUGUAGGUGCACAUUCGAUGUUUAUGUCCAUGCGAAAACGGACUGUGAAAUACCUGAAAAAUGGGCAGAAGCUGAGUCUGUUUCCAUUGCCAAUGCCCAAAAUGUACAGUUGAAAACAUUUUCCACAAGUUUACAUAAAAUGGAAACUGUUGUCACUUAUAAGUUAGUUGAUUAAGAUUUAAGUGAUAAGGUUCUUUUAUGCUGUGUUUUCAUUAAGAAAAAUUGUUAUUUCGAAGAUGAACUUCAUUGAAAAUAAUAUCAACUUUCUGUGGUGGUUUUCUCAAUCUGAUACAACAUUAGAACUUUCUAGAAUUUAUAGAUUUCUUGAAAGGCUGGCAACGGUCCUGUGAUGUCCCUGGUAUUGCAGUUGUUCAGCAUGCGAGUUUGCCGCCCUAUUUAAUGAAAUUAAAGUGUGGGAUUAUCAGAAGAGCAUAAUGAACAUCGAUAAACACAGUAGGUAGGUAUGGUAUGUUUCCAUUAUGUGUAUUUUCAGUUUAGAUUGCUAAACAAUACUACUGGAUUUUAAAACGACUGUUCUCUAGUGAUCAUGAAGUAUGGUCUAUUAAGAAUCUUAUUUCACAGAUCUAUUAAAUACAUGCAUAAAUGAAUGUUAGAUAUAGGUGUAAGUAAUUAAUUUAUUAUUUAUAUUAAUUGCAUAUAAAAGUGUAAAAAUGUUAUAUUUCAUAACUGGCUGUUUUGUACAGCUCCACCAACGGUAAUCUGUUUGACCUCUGUUCAUUACCUAUUUCAAAUUAUAUCAAAAUCGGUCCAGUGGUUUAUCUAAGAUAGUUUUUCGAAUUUAUAUAGUAUGGAUGUAAAAUAGGCGGAAUAGCGAUAGGCGGAAUUAGAAUUAUUUUUUGUAAUAAGAGGUCUGAUGUUUUACCAGUAUGUAUUUGUAAAUAUAAUUAAGUUAGCCUGUCUGUAAGUGUACUUGUAUUUUAGAUUCCCAUUUUUCAAAUUUGAAAUAAAAUUUGGUUGCUAAAAUAUCCUUGA
Molecule: messenger RNA, 1575 nt
Organism: Plodia interpunctella (Indianmeal moth)
Lineage: Eukaryota; Metazoa; Arthropoda; Insecta; Lepidoptera; Pyralidae
Gene: mad2
Product: mad2
Exons: 3
Coding region: 134-757 (207 amino acids)
Biological process (GO): mitotic spindle assembly checkpoint signaling
Cellular component (GO): cytoplasm; kinetochore; nucleoplasm
Source: RefSeq, a predicted model, not a curated record